Messenger RNA from Osmerus eperlanus (European smelt), 1135 nucleotides. It is a transcript of the gene chmp4c, whose product is annotated as charged multivesicular body protein 4C. Gene Ontology annotation, cellular component: ESCRT III complex; multivesicular body; cytoplasmic side of plasma membrane. The transcript is spliced from 6 exons. Gene Ontology annotation, biological process: late endosome to vacuole transport via multivesicular body sorting pathway; vesicle budding from membrane. Lineage: Eukaryota; Metazoa; Chordata; Actinopteri; Osmeriformes; Osmeridae. The record is from RefSeq and is a predicted model, not a curated record. Bases 41 to 739 code for a protein of 232 amino acids.
AAUUUUGACCGCAAAUUAACAAAUAUAAGACAGUGCAAAAAUGAGUAAAAUUUCUAAAAUGUUUAAGGGCAGCUCUUCAGGUUCUUCAAGCUCGUCAAAAUCGAGACACAGGGGACAGCGCACCGGACCUUCCUCUCAGGAAGCCAUUCACAGACUUAGGGAAACAGAGGAAAUGCUAACCAAAAAGCAAGAGUAUCUGGAGAAGAAAAUAGAGCAAGAAAUUGCGAUAGCGAAGAAGAACGGCAUGAAGAACAAACGGGCCGCCCUACAGGCUCUGAAGAGGAAGAAACGCUAUGAGCAGCAGCUCACCCAAAUUGAUGGAACCCUGUCCACCAUCGAGUUCCAGAGGGAGGCGCUAGAGAAUGCCAACACUAACACAGAGGUGCUGAAGAACAUGGGCUUUGCAGCCAAGGCCAUCAAGAGUGUCCACCAGAACAUGGACCUGGAGAAGAUAGAUUCUCUGAUGCAGGAUAUAACAGAGCAACAGGAAGUGGCUCAGGAAAUAUGUGAUGCUAUCUCGCGACCUUUCGGUGAGGUGUUUGAUGAGGAUGAGCUCCUGGCAGAACUGGCAGAGUUGGAGCAAGAGGAGCUGGAGGAGAGCAUGAAGAACAUGGGCAGACUGCCUCGUGUGCCCUCCUCCAAACUGCCCUCUGUCCAGCCCAGUCAGCGCACCAAAUCCAAGAAGAGGGUGGACGAUGACAACGACAUGCAGAUGUUAGCAGCCUGGGCAACUCACUAAUAUGCGCACAUGCACAAACACACACGCGCGCGCACACACACACACACACGUGUGCACACACAGUCUAGAUAUGAAGGUUAAUCUGAAGGUUUGUUUGUUCUCGUGAGAAUUUUAUAAGUGUAUACAGUUUAUUUGUUUUCCUUUGUAGCCUAUAAUGGAUAGGCUUGGCAAAAUGUUUGGUAUAUCAGGUAUACAAUAGGUAGGCCUAAGUGAGUUUCUGUGGUCUUUUACACCAGUGUGGUUUCUUUUGUGUGCUUUUCUAUGCUUUACUGUCAGAAACAAAUUAGUUACAUAAUUUUAAUGACACAUGUUUUUGUAAUACAAUAAUGUUAUUAGUCAGACACAUUUUUGUAAAUACAUAUUAAUAUCACUUUAAGAAAUAAACUAUAUACAGCA